CGAUGCAUGCCGAAUGAACGAACUGGAAAGGGAGAGGGAGAUGACGAGCAGGUGUGGGAGGAUGUUAAUGGCGAACAUGAGCGGACCGCCCGAUGAAGAGCUCGAAGGGCGUGUCGCAUGUUGCGCGCAAACGUGUGUUUUUUCCGCUUCUGGUGCGGGCGUUUUCUUUGGUAGGUUGCUUUAAUUGGAAACUCAAUAUCACACGCGGCGACGCGUGUGUUCUUAAUUCAGAACCCAUUCAUACAUGGUCCCAGAUCUCAAAGCCUCCGGAUGUCUAUGGGAGGAGGAACGCGUGCUUCAAAACGUGAAUUCAUUUGAUUCAUUCGUCCGACUUGAACGGUGCGCCUAGUCCUGUGAAGCUGUAUACCCGCAAGGAACUAUCUUCGCCGGCGAUACCUAAUUCGUCUGUGUUGCUCUCGC
This is a messenger RNA of Colletotrichum godetiae, 420 nucleotides long. RefSeq lists its product as uncharacterized. The transcript is spliced from 2 exons. The record is from RefSeq and is a predicted model, not a curated record. Lineage: Eukaryota; Fungi; Ascomycota; Sordariomycetes; Glomerellales; Glomerellaceae. The coding region runs from base 93 to 308 and encodes 71 amino acids.